Messenger RNA from Nerophis lumbriciformis (worm pipefish), 711 nucleotides. NCBI's taxonomy places the organism in Eukaryota, Metazoa, Chordata, Actinopteri, Syngnathiformes, Syngnathidae. The record is from RefSeq and is a predicted model, not a curated record.
AUGGCUGCGAACAAAGUAAUAGUUUACGGCGGAAGAGGCGCGCUGGGCUCCAAAUGUGUUCAGCAUUUCAAAGCCAAAGGAUGGUGGGUCGCCAAUAUUGACUUGGGCGCAAACGAGGAAGCUAAUGAGAACGUCAUUGUCAAGUUGACAGACUCCUUCUGCGAGCAGGCUGGUCAGGUCACUGCAGACGUUGCCCAACUGCUUGGAGAGCAGAAGGUGGAUGCCAUUUUAUGUGUUGCCGGCGGAUGGGCGGGAGGAAACUGCAGUUCCAAAGACUUGUAUAAGAACACUGACCUGAUGUGGAAACAGAGUGUGUGGACCUCCACCAUCUCCAGCCACCUGGCAGCCUUGCACCUGAAGCCCGGAGGUCUGUUGACUCUGGCGGGGGCCAAAGCCGCUCUGUCAGGGACCGGAGGCAUGAUGGGAUACGGAAUGGCCAAGGCUGCCGUGCACCAGUUAUGUCAGAGUCUGGCCGGCAAAAACAGCGGGAUGCCUUCUGGGGCUGCCGCGGUUGCCAUCUUGCCGGUUACCUUGGAUACGCCCAUGAACAGGAAGUUCAUGCCAGAUGCCGAUUUUGGCACAUGGACCCCUCUGGAGUAUGUCGCAGAAACGUUCUUCAAGUGGGCAACGGGUGCUGACAGGCCGGUGUCGGGCAGCCUGAUGCAGCUACUCACCUCCGGCGGGGAAACUCGUGCCGUGGCAGCGCCCUAG